AUUUUUAAAAUAUUAAAAAAAUAGAGAUGUUUAAAUUCAAUUUAAAAAAGAAAAAAUCGGAAAACAAUAUGAAAAUAAUGUUUGUUGCUUUAGUUAUAUGGAUGCUUCAAAUUCAAGGUUUAUAUGGCAUAGGUUGUGAUGCGCCCUGUUUGUAUGUUGCAUCUAUUCAAAGUGUCUUUAGGAUCCAAGUGAAUCAAACAACUGGUUUAUUAAAUAGCACACCAGAAUUAUUGGCAACAUCAAAAAAUGCACAAAUACGUUCUUUAGAAAUUGACUUCAAAAAUGGUUACUUGUAUUGGGGAGAUUUAAGCAAAAAUGAAAUUAUUAAAUUCUCACUGAAUGAGAGUGUGCAACAAAAGUUAUUUUAUUAUGCCAUAGGCUAUCCUAUAGGUCUUGCAGUGGAUUGGAGUUCAAAUAUCUUGUAUUGGGUUGAUAGUUUAAUGAAGCUAAUUGAGACAUCAACUACAGAAGGCAAAUACCGGAAGGUUUUAUUCAAAUUAAAAACAGAAGAUGAGCCUAGAGGAAUAACUCUUUAUCCGCCAUAUGGGCUAAACUUGAUAUUCUAUCGUCUGUUGAUAUAAAUGGUGGAAAUAGGAAAUUAAUUGUUAAAUUAAAUUACAAUCUUCACCCGCAUCCUUUUAGCUUAGCAUAUUUUGAUAGAAAUGUAUAUGUUUCUGAUUGGACAGAUGAUGCUAUAUAUUUAAUUACCACAAGCAACAUAACUCAAUCAGUUUUUCAGCUUAAAAGUUUAUUAAAAAUAAUGCCGAAAAGAAAUAUUGGGCAAAUAAAGGUUUCUGGGAAAACAUUUGAAGUGUUUUCACCAUGUUCCAUCAAUAAUAGAUGCUCUCAUUUAUGCUUUACACUGUCAUCAACCAAUUUCGCUUGUGGAUGUCCAACUGGUAUGGUUUUAUCCUCUGACAAUUUUACCUGUUCAAAUGCACAGAAACAUUUUGAAAUCUACUUUACUGAUAGCGGAAUGAAUGCAAUAUAUCAGUUAGUCAAAUAUAUUGAUCAAGAUGGUUUUACAAUAAAACAAUUUGAAGUCCCUGUUGUUCAAGGACUAUUAGGAUAUCCAGUAGCUAUUGCUUAUUUAGAAGAAUUAGAAAAAGUAUAUUGGACAGACUCAGAAUCUCAGAAAAUUUAUCAAAUGAAUUUUAAUGGAAGCGAACUUAAGGUGAUUAAAAACCAAAGCUCUAUUGGCCUUGCUAUUGAUGAUAUAAGUGGUUUGAUGUUUUUUUUUGCUGCAGAUACUGAUGGUACUUUUAGUUUAGUGUUAUCAAAUUUAAAUGGUGGCAACGUUAAAACUCUUGUUUCAAACAUACAUAAUCCACAAGAUAUUGUUUACUACAAUGGUUACGUUUUUUACUCGGACCUUGAUUCUCUACUCAUUGGUCGAGUCUAUUCAGAUGGAACUGGGUUGAUAAAAUUAACUAAUCAGGACGAUCUUCCAUUAAAAAUAACAGGGUUAGCUGUUGAUAGUAUUGAGGAACGGUUGUACUGGUGUGAUCAAAAAAGCCAUCUGAUUGAAUCUAGUGAUUUAAGCUUCUCACAACGUAGAAAGAUCAUUCAAAAGACAUUUUUUUUUCAAAAUACAUUUUUCUUACUAAGUGAUUUUGGUGAAGUCUUAGAUCCUUUUGAUUUAAUUGUACACAAUGAACGCAUUUAUUGGACAGAUUUAAAAAAGAAAGCCAUUUUUGUUGCAGACAAGAGAAGUGGUAGUAAUAUUGAGUAUGUGACUGGUGGUUUGAAUCAACCAAAGAGAAUGCUUAUAACAGGAGAUAUACCUCAUGAAGGAUUGCGUAAAGUAUACACAUUUUCAUUCAUUAUGGAUCCCAAAUUAAAUAAAGUAAAAUGCUAUUCUCAUCCUGUUUGUAGUAGUGGAAUUCAAUCUAUGCUUUCUCCAGACAAGUGCCCUUCAGGUUACAAAGAAACAAACUAUGGUCAGUCUUGCAGUAACUGUUCAGAUGCAUUUGGUGCAAAUUUUAAAUGUCUUUGUACUGAUUGGAUGACCUGUGCUCAGCGUGUUUAUGCUGAUGUAAUUGGAUGCAGCCCAGAGUUACCUUUCAUGAACUUUCAAGUUCGUGAAUGCACACAAGUGGUAAGAACUGGUUAUUGUCCAUACAAAAUAAGUGAGUGUUUGGAUUUAAAAUCGUGCUUGUCUGAUGAUGAUUGCAACAGUUCAUCAAAGUGUUGUGAAAGUUUGUGUGGAUUGAAAUGUGUUUCAUACCUUAAAAAAAGUGAUCAUCCUUGUACAAUAAAUAAUGGCAACUGCUCUCAUCUUUGCUUAUCUUCCAAAUACUGGCAUAAAUGUGAUUGUCCUGAUGGAAUGAGUUUAAUGAGUGAUGAAAAAAAUUGCGAAAACAGCUCAACAAUAACUCCAGGACCUUGGAAUAUUUGUUCUAUGCCAAGUGAUCACGGACCUUGUCAAAACGAUGAAAUAAAAUGGUCAUUUAACCCUCUGACUAAGUCAUGUCAACAGUUUUUAUAUGGUGGUUGUGGAGGAAAUGAAAAUAACUUUGAUUCAAAAGAAAAUUGUGAAAAUGACUGCGGAGGGAAUUCAUGUAAUCCUCAAAAUUGUAACAAUGGUGGUUAUUGCUCUAACAAAAGUUUAUCCAAAUGUUCAUGUGUAGAUGAUUGGUUUGGUACUUUCUGCCAAAUAAAUACAAAACCAGAACUAGUGUCUGUAAUUAUACAAAUUGGAAGUAGAAAUGUCUCAAUAGAUGACAUUUUAAAUGCAUUUGUUUCUUUUUUCUCUUCAUACUGUACAAAUAAUGAAUGCUUAUAUGCUGAUCUUUCCCGAAAACGUCGUUCUUCUACAAUGAAUGUAUCAUUUACAAAAGAUAACUUCUAUAUAUCUCAGUUUCAAUACCAAAAUGAUUUCCUAAAUAUUGUAUUUGCGAUUGUCAGUUCAAUGGAUGUUGUUAUGAAAAAAGAAAGUAUUGAAGCGGGUUUUAGAAAUUUUAGUAGUAAAUUUGAAGAUUUUUUUAAUGUUUCGCUGCUUCAUGUGGGCGGCAUAAAAUACGCACAGUUACAGAGAAGACGUGAACACAAUUCAGUAUUUGUACCUGUAAUAGUUAGUUUGAUUAUUGUCAUAAGUGUAUUGUUGAUUUUGCUAGUUUACCUGAAGUAUAAAAAAAGGCCUUUUUUGCGCCAUUCUCAAGUUCAUUGGUCUUUUAGAAACCAAGAGUACAAUGAUACUUUCCCUCAUGAAACAUCUCUACCUACAGAUUUACCUCCAAGUGCUCCCAGUUAUAUAAAUCCUAUGUUUCAUGCGACUAACUUUGAUCAUUUAGAAAAUGAUUUUGAAAUUAAAAAGAUUGCUCCAAAAGAAGAAAUCAAAAUAGAAGCGAGCAAUUGGGUUCAAUUUACUGAUGACGAUGAACCAAAAAAAUUUCCUAUAACAGAGUUCGUCACGCCAUACGAUCUAGAUUUAAAUCAGUCUUUACCGCUGACCACUAACAGUUUAAUCAAUAAUUUAUAUGCAGAUAACACUGAUUUAUUUGGAAGAAAUGAUAAUCCGUUACCUAGUUACGAGUCCGUUGUUUUAUCUCAAUCAACAACAAGUCUUGGUCCGAGAAUGAUUAAAGUUUCUUCAGAUUUUUCUGAAGAAAAAAUUAAUUAAAAUAAUAAUUUUAAAAAUUCAAUAAAAUAAAGUUUUUUGUUUAAAAAUAAAAACUUUACCAACAUUUGUAUUUUACCUGUUCGCUUUGUUACCAACAUUUGUACUUUACCUGCUUGCUUUGUUACCAACAUUUGUAUUUUACCUGUUUGCUUUGUUACCAACAUAUUUUUUUACCUGUUUGCUUUGUUACCAACAUUUGUAUUUUACCUGCUUGCUUUGUUACCAACAUUUUUUAUUUUACCUGCUUGCUUUGUUGCCAACAAUUUUAUUUUACCUGCUUGCUUUUUUACUAACAUUUGUAUUUUACCUGUUUGCUUUGUUACCAACAUUUUUUUUUACCUGUUUGCUUUGUUACCAACAUUUGUAUUUUACCUGCUUGCUUUGUUACCAACAUUUUUUAUUUUA
Messenger RNA from Hydra vulgaris (swiftwater hydra), 4027 nucleotides. Lineage: Eukaryota; Metazoa; Cnidaria; Hydrozoa; Anthoathecata; Hydridae. The record is from RefSeq and is a predicted model, not a curated record.